AUGAGCAACACAUCGAAAGAAAUCGAUUUAUCAUCAGUUAUAACUCAAGUAUCAAAAGAUGACGAUCCCAGUCGAACAAUACCCUUAACGGGUACAGUCAUUACAAGUCCAGCAGCUCCAGUCACAAAAACUCGUUCAAGUCGAAAAUAUCGGCUUGUAUCAUUUUUGCUAUGUUGUUUAAGUGUAUCGAAUCGAAGUCGGUCAAGGAGCGCAAUCUAUUCGCAAAAGAAAGAAGGAUCAAAUAAUCAAGAACUAAUUGCAUUGAAUACUGACUUAAAUAUACAUUUUGAGGCACAUGAAAAAUUCUUAUUGUCGACAUUACGCAGUAAUGAACGAGUUAAAAUAUGUUUAGUCAUUGAUCUUGAUGAAACAUUGGUACAUUCGUCAUUUAAACCAGUACCGAACGCUGACUUCGUUGUUCCCGUUGAAAUCGAUGGACAAGUUCAUCAAGUCUAUGUAACAAAGCGACCACAUGUUGAUGAGUUUUUACGAUGUGUUGGUGAACGCUACGAAUGUGUUCUUUUCACUGCUAGUCUAGCAAAAUAUGCUGAUCCUGUAGCUGAUUUGCUUGAUCCAAAUCAUAUAUUUCAUUCAAGACUUUUUCGCGAAUCUUGUACUUAUUAUAAUGGAAACUAUAUCAAAGACCUUAGUCGAUUAGGUCGCGACAUUCGUAAAGUAAUCAUUAUUGACAAUUCACCGGUAUCAUAUAUAUUUCAUCAAGAUAAUGCAGUUCCUGUAACUAGUUGGUUUGAUGAUAUGCAUGAUACUGAAUUACAAACACUUAUACCAAUCUUUGACCGUCUUGCCUCAGUUGAUGAUGUCAUACCAGCAUUACAAGAUAUUCAUCAUCGGCGAGAUGCUGUUUGA
Messenger RNA from Rotaria socialis, 867 nucleotides. The record is from the annotation of a GenBank genome assembly. Lineage: Eukaryota; Metazoa; Rotifera; Eurotatoria; Philodinida; Philodinidae.